This is a messenger RNA of Paramecium tetraurelia, 1055 nucleotides long. RefSeq lists its product as uncharacterized. Lineage: Eukaryota; Ciliophora; Oligohymenophorea; Peniculida; Parameciidae. The transcript has 9 exons. The record is from RefSeq and is a predicted model, not a curated record.
AUGAAAAAUUUAAAAGAAUGUUUAUCUUCGGAAGGAGGUUAUAAAAACACAAAACAAUUUAAGGAAAAUAUACAAGAUGAGGAUACUUUGAACUACGUAAUUGAGACCUUGGAGGACAUUUUGCAAAGCUCAAAAUCACAACCAAUGUCGUUGGUGCUAUCCAUGAGAUUGACAAAAGAACUUAUGGAUCUUCAUUAUGACUGCGUUGUGCACUCUAUUUCCAACAACAUUGUUUACAUGAUUGAGGAUAUUAUCAUGGCAGAUUUAAAGAAAAACGAGAGAGGCAAAUUUUAUUUCAGUGAUUAACCAAAUUAAUCUCUGAUUUUGCUUGGAAAUACGCUGGUACGUUUAGCACUUGAAUGCAUUUUUGUGUGGAACUUGUGGCACCCUAAUAAUUUAGCUAUUACUUAAGUUUAUUAACGAUUAAUCGACAAAGGAGUCUAGUUCCCAAAAUUGCAUUAUUUUAGUGCCCAGAAAGUCAAGGAGUACUAUAUGACCGUGAAGGAGAGCUCAAAGAAUGGAACCCUUUAUCGAUAGCAAUCCUUGAUGUUGCAUGAGCAAUACUUUGAGCAACUCAAGAAGACUAUUGAGAAGAACCAGUACAGUAAUGUCAAACUACAUGAAAUCAAUGAGGAAUUGAAAUAAAUCAAGCACGUAAAUGAAAAUUAAAAAUAAUUUAUCGAGAACUUCAACAGGGCUUACAAGGAUUAUCUAGUCAACAACAAAAUAGAAGAGUUCAAUAAUCAAAUUUAAUCGAUUUGCUUAGAAUACGACGAAUUGUAAAGUCAAAAGAAACAGAAUAGCGCAAUCUAGUUCUGCACAUACUCUACUGACAAGCAAAGUAAUCAAUUAUCAAGAAGCAUGAGUUCGUAAAAUUCUUAACGUAAAAAUGAGAACGACGAUAAACAACAAUCUAUUGAACAACUACUACAUGAGAAUGAAUUAAUAUAGGCAUAAAUUCAAAGUUUUGAAAUUCCGAAAACCAAUUGUAAUUUGAAGAAAUCAGAAAUAUGAUUCUUAUAUUGUAAACAAUUAUGUUAUAUUGAAAUCUUUUA